GUGAAGAGGGGGGAAGGAAGAUUCCUGCAUCCAUAGAUUUGAUGUGAGUGAAUUUGGCGCAUCAAGGGAAAGGGGUGAAAUCGAAUUGGUACAUGCAUGAUCCUGUUAGCGAGUCGACCUAAACCCGAGGAGCGCACAGGUAGGGAACGAGGGGGAAUCCUACAAGCGCAACUUUUAAGAAAUGUACUUCGCAAAGUUUUGACAGGACCAUCCCGAUGCAACCAGCUAGCUGCCGAGGGCACCCGCUUUUCUUUCACUCCACUGAAUUGUAGCAAAUGCUAUUGUAAUGGUAAAAUGCACUCGGAAGAAGAAAAAAGGCUGAUAAGCGAUCAAAAGUGAAGGCUUCCAUGGGAUCGUGGUCACUGAACUUCGGCAGCCUGGAAAGUAGUUUUCAUGUCUUUUUUCUUUUCACCUGAUAGCUUAUUCCAACACCACUUGUUGAUAGUUGUACGAACAUUGGGGUAAUUUGUCGGAAGCGAAAUGUAAAAUCUUAUUCCAUUGGGUUUUCCAUCUGGAGUCUGAGGAUAAUGCGUGGAAAUGUAUUUUCACUUAAGAUUGGCGAUUCCUGUUUUGGCGUCAGUAGAUCUGAAAAAGAAGAAGAGACGGAGAACGAAAACAGCAUCUUUAGUUCAUUACUCUCUACACACGAGACUUGGUUGACUGAAUAGGAGUCCCCACCAGUUCAGUCCAUUUUUCUCGCGUUGAGGACUAUGGAGAGGAACUGCUCAAGCUUCAGCACGUUAUUACAUAGAGGAAGAUUAAUCUAUGUGGAGGCACGGCUCCAGGGUGGAGCCCCCUGGGGCUUCACGCUCAAAGGUGGCCUUGAACAUGGGGAGGCAUUAAUCAUCUCUAAGGUGGAGGAGGGCGGGAAGGCAGAUCUGUUGCAGCACCCCCUGCUGGUCGGGGAUGAAGUGGUCAACAUUAACGAGGUGGAGCUGAGCGGGUCCAGGCAGGAGGCCAUCUCUCUGGUUAAGGGCUCCUACAAGUCCCUCCAACUCACUGUCUGCAGAGAUAGCUGCCUCCUGGACCCAUGCUGCAGCGAGGCAGACGCCCCCCCCUGUCUCGGCCCACCGUACAGCCACGGACCCCCCCGGCAGAACCCAGGAUGUCCCAGCGGAGUUGAGCUUCGCAUCAAGAACAGACGGAGUGAGCCGGCCUCACGGCCCCACUCUUGGCACUCCACCAAACUCGGGGAGGGCCAACCGGACUCCAGCAUGACGCAGAUAUCCCAGGGCAGCGUGGGUACUCCCUGGCACCAGACCUACCAUUCCAGUGCCUCCACCACCGACCUCUCGAGCUACGACCCUGGAUGCCUACGGAAGAGCCCGGAUCAGUACAGCUCCCGGGGCAGCAUGGAGAGCCUGGACCGCGGCCACCCGGCCUACAGCUCCUGCCAGCGACUGUCCCCCUCCAAGUCCUCGGGCAGCAUCGACCACCUGCACAGCAAAAGGGACUCGGCGUACAGCUCCUUCUCCACCAGCUCCAGCGUGCCGGAGUACCCGGCGGCGGCAGGCCCGCCCGCCGGCGCGGAGCGGUCCUACUCCGCCGACAGCAUGCUGGCGGGACAGCAGCGCGGGCCGGAGGCCCCGCGGCAGGCCGACAUCCGCUACGUGCGCACCGUCUACGAUGCCCAGCGGGGCAUCUCGGAGGAGCACGAGGUCAGCACGGCCGGGUUCCUGCAAGGGGGCGAGGGCAGGGCGCAAGCCGAGGCGCGCGGUGGGGGCAGCGCCCACCGAAGCAGCGGCGGCAGCGGCAGCGGAAGUAGCGGUGGCAACUCCGCGUCAAACCGCCACAGCGUGGGGCCCGUGUGGGGCUCCGCUCGGCAACACAACUCCUACGAGAGCCUGAAGGGGGCUCCGCCCCCACCCCAGCGGAGCGACAGCUUCGCCGCCAUCAGGAACCACGAGAGGCCCAGCUCAUGGUCUAGCCUGGAGCAGGCUAGGUCCAUGCGCAGCCUCUACAAGGGCUCCUGGCACCACUCGAGCGGCUCUGUGGCCGGGGGGAAGCCCCUGUUCGCCACCGAGGGCCAACAGCUGCACACCCUGGAGGAGAAGAGCCCUGAAAGCAGCCCAACCACCAGGCCCAGGCAAGGCCUACCGCAGGCCCCGUCCAUGGGCCGCCUCAUGCUGCCCACGGGCAUUUACCAAGUACCCCCGCCGGAGCCCCACUUUGCCCAGGCACCUGCCACCUGCCCCAACUCCAGCAGUGUGUACCCAGCACUGGCUAAAGAGAGCAGGGGCAACCCUGCCGGGGACCGGAGUUCGGGGGCGGGCAGAGAUGGUCCGGUGGUGGAGAAUGGAUACCAAAGCAGCAGCACUUCCUCCACCACUGGCCAGCCCCCCGGCGUCCCCCAACCAAAAUCUCUGUCCCAGCAGAUGGACAGACAGCCGGAGGAGCUGCAGGCCAGCUGCAGCCUCUACAGGCCUCUCUUUAAGCCUCACGCUGAGUCGCACACUGUGCCCCACCUGCAAGGUGAAGAGCACAGCUUCAGGAGAGAUCCCUACACCCCGGUGCAGCAGAGGGGCGAAAGACAGAGGCAUCUCCAGGGCCCUGAAAGCAUGGAGAUGUACACACAGGCACAGGACGAGGAGGCAAUGGUGCCUGUUGAGCCGAGCGCACAUCUGGAGUCCGCUCUCCCGCAGAUGAAUGUUGUGUUUUCCGAGUGCCGGUCCAGCCUGGGUGGCCACAGAGACGGCAGCAUCCAGAACACCCGAGGAAGCAGUGGCACUCCUCAAUCCCAGCAGAGUGAACAUGGGAGCCGGGCCGCGUCGAAUCACCAGGGUGCCCUGCAGCAGGAGCACCCUCUGACCCGGCUGGAGAACGCCCUGGCGGAGGUGCAGAAGGCCGCGAUCCCGGAGAGGAGGGCAAGCCAGUGUGGAUUGCAGGGGGCACAAAGGGAGGAGGUGCCCGCAGGCCGCGUCUCCGUGCUGGAGAAGGUGAGCCGCUUCGAGCAGCAGCACAGGCAGGGCGGUAGCCUCGCGGAUGGCGUCUCGCAGCUGGGGAAACUGCGCAGCCAGAGCACCAGCCUCGUGGGCCCAGAGUCCAGGGCCAAGAGCUUUGGGGUGCCACCCCACAUGCGGACGCAGAGCUACAGUGCGGCGUCCGAGGACGGCGGGGAGCAAGCGUGCCUGCAGAGGCGCCGCAGCACCGAGCACCACCAGCCCUGGAGCUCCCCGCAAUCGGCCCUGCAGAGGAGCAAGAGCACCUUCCACCUGGGUGAGGAGAACGGCAAGAAGGACUUCUUCUGGAGGGAAGACCUGCAGGACAUCUUGGGCACCAUCCAGGACACGUCCUUCAACACUGCCUACAGGGACAGCCUCAAAGACGCCCAGUCCAAGGUGCUGCGGUCGACGUCCUUCCGGCGAAAAGAUCUGAGCGUUGAGCAGCACCCCUCCAGCAAGCACCUGUCUCUCGAGAGGAAGGGCCCCAAGACUUUGCCCAAACCGCACACCCCAAAGGAGAGGCACAUGGUGACCCCGGAGCUUGGGGGGACUGCCGUCCCGGCGCUGCCCAGCGUCCCGCCAGUCGGCCCCCCCACCGUGCGGAUUGGAGGACGCAAGCGGCUGACUCUGGAGCAGAAGAAGCGUUGCUACUCAGAGCCGGAGAAGAUGAACGAGGUCGGAGUGUCAGAAGAUGACGGCUGCUUGAGUGCCUAUGGGAAGGGCCCGGAUCAGCUUCACCUCGCCGAGGCUAGCGUGGCCGACAGACGCAGGCUCUUUGAACUGGCAGCCCACAGAAGUGUUGGCCCUGGCCCCAACCUUGGCCCCUGGCCCGGCCCUGGCCCCGGCCUGGCCUCUUCCUCCUCCUUCCGUUCGGACUUGAAGCAGCUGCAGCACGACGCCUUAGCCGAGUACAUGGAACGGAAAACAGGCCGGCGAGUCGCCAGGAGCCAGCGCCCCCAGAGUGCCUACCUGCAGCCCCCCUCCUACUCCUCCGACUCUCAGAGCCUCUCCUCCACCUCCAGCCUCCUCUCGCUGCAGGACCCCGAGCUCCAGGAGGCAUCCGGCCUCAGCGCCCAUCACAAGGGGGGCCGGGUCUCCUCUACUCUGCCCCCUGGGUUGCAGGGCUACUUAUACCCCAGUGGGAACCCCGCGCGGCCCCCGUCCUCCAGUGAAUCCACCUCGUCCAACUCCUCUGCCCACAAGCCUCGGGCAAGGCCCCAGAGGUUCUUCAGCCUGGAGCAAGAGCUUGACAGACCUGUCCUGGUCACCCUCACCCAGCCUCCACAGAGCCUCCGGCUCGCCCGGCACUGUGACAAGGCCUUCGAGAGAGCUGCCCCAGCACGGACGUCUGGGAAAUCUGCGUCAGCUGAGGACCUGCUGGAUCGAUCUGAGGAGAUCGCCAUUCCUCAGCACUUCCGAUCUCGAUCCUCACCUUCUGUUGAGAAGCUGAACCAGGAUGCAAUGACAGAAUACAGACUGCACACAAUGUUCUCCAAGGAGCCUGCACCAGCCAUCCCCACAGAAACCAGGGCUGUGGAGAGUGCAGGGCAGUUGCCCUCCCAGCAGAUGGAGAGGUACGUGUCCAGCCCGGGUUCGGUGCAGCUGAAGACCCCCGUCAGCCGGAGGGAUAAGCAGAGGCAAUCGGAGAGGCAGCGGGCCCAGAGCAUGUCGGGCCUGGCUGCGUCCGUGGGUCUGCCCUGCCCCUUCUCUGCCCCGAGGCCGUCCGAUUCGCUGUCCCAGGCCUCCCUGGAGGUGCUCGCCCACGGCCUGCUGCCCGACUCGCCCCGCGCCCACACGGCGAGGAAGGGCUCCGGCGACAGCGGCACGUCGGGGGAAACGCUGACUGACGUCCCCGUCCCCGUUGCAGCGGAGGAGGUGCCCCCUGCGCCCUCCGGGGAGGCCCGAAACAGCCCCCUUACACCCCCCUUCCACCACGACCUGCCCCCAGCGGCGCGUCACAGCUUCCCGUCGCCCGCAGAGAGCCCCGUCUCCACCCCGGCCACGCCCCUGCCCUUCCUGCGCAUCUCCGAGUCCAGCAUCCAUUUCAGCUCCACGCCGCCUCUCCUGCCCGAGGAGGACGAGGUGUUCCUGCCCCCCCCGCCCCCGCCCCCGGCCUCCCCACAGCCACUGCCCCUGCCCAUUUGGGAAGAGGACUUCCCCCCACCUCCCCCCCCGCCCCCGGUCCUGCCCCCCCUCGCAGCGGAAGGGCAGGAAUACGUGGAGAUACCCCGGUCUCCUACAGCAGAGCUGAGUCUGCAGAGCCCCUACAGCCUGGACCAUUCAGCUGCCAGCAGGGGGGCAGUGUCGCCCGUGCCCUCGCCCCUGCCGGUGACCCCUGACCUGCUGCCAGCAGCCCCUGUGUCCGACCCGGGCGCAGAGGCCGAGUCCCCGCCUCCCGCCAGCGUCUUGGAGACGGAGGCGAGCUGGGAGGCCCAGGAAAGCCUGGAGCUGGAGUACCCCGUGCUGUCCAAGAGAGAGAGGUCAGCAGAGGAGGUGAGGGUGGAGACGCUAGCCAGGGAGCUGCUGUCCAAGGACAAGUCCCUGACCCCCGUCCUGGACAACUGGGCUGUGCAGAAAGCCAUGGAGCUGAUGGAGGAGGUCUUUCCUGCCAGUGUGCUCCCACGACAACGGAGGACAAGCAGUCGAUUGGAUGACAGAAGAGGUUCAGCUGCUGAGGACACACCGGUGCAGAGGGAAAAUGGAGGGCAGGCAGAGAUGGAGACGGACCUGGACGAAGAGGAAUUGGACCUCAGUCAAAAGAAGGUGGAGCUGGUGCAGGCGCUGUCCCGGAGCGUGGCCGUGCUGCGCGGGGAGAAGGAGGCGCUGGCGGAGGAGCAGAGGAGGUGCAGCGCACUGAGCGCCCGCGUGGAGGCGCUGGUGAAGGAACUGUGCAAGGCCAACGAGUACGAGAAGUACCGCAUGUUCGUGGGGGACCUGGAGAGGAUGGUCAGCCUGCUGCUGUCGCUGUGCGGGCAGCUGGCCCGCGUGGAGAACGGCCUCUCUGCCCUGGAGGGGGAGGAGACGCAGGAGAGCGCUGAGGAGAGGGAGACCCUACAGAAGAGGCGGCGGAAGCUGUGCGGUCAGCACGAGGACGCCCUGGAGCUGAAGGAGAACCUGGACCGGCGCGAGCGGCUGGUUCUGGACAUCCUGGGCGGGUACCUGAGCGGGCCGCAGCUGCGGGAGUACCAGCGCCUGGUCCGCGUGAAGCCGGCGCUGCUGAUCCGACAGCGCCGCCUGGAGGAGCUCAUCAGGCACGGGGAGGGGCAGCUGCACAGGCUGGGAGAGCACCUGCAGCCCGGGGACCAGGACCCCGCGCUCAGCCCCGGCCCCUGCGCCUCCCCCCCUCCGCCCUGCUCCGCUGCCGUCACCUCCCUUUGACCCCAGCUGCUCACAGAGACUGCUGAACAGUAUACUUGAACUGACACCUCUUCCCCCGGCUGGACUGCACACACCCGGUUGGACACCUCCCUCCCUCUCUCCCUCAGAUGGGGAGAUUUGCUUUAUGUGGAAGGACAAAGUCACCUGCUUAGUCAUUCUGAAGGACUCUCGCACCAGACUCACACACCAGAUCCACAGACCAGUGACUUGUAGCAGACAUCGAAUGGCAGGAAUAUUUCUGCUUCGGUCUGCUUUUUAACUAUGAAACACCCCCUGGCUUUUCUUUCACACUGAUGAAUUGUGCUCACCGUGGCCUUAUCGUGAAUAUGGAUUUUUUCUAGAUGUCUUAUGCAUAUAGAUCAAGCGGCUGAUUUAAUGUACAAUAAAAGGGAAUUGGCAUUAGGGUUCAUAACUAUGGAUAGAGCCUAUGCUUUUUUUAGCAAUGGUGCUAAAAAAUUGUUAAUCCCAUCCCAUUUCUAAGAGAACAUGAUGGGUUUGGCCAUCAGUGAAAUAAACAAAAAAUGGCAGAGGUUGAGAAGAAAGACAAUAGCAUACACAAUGUGCUUUCAUGGUAUCGGUACUUCAUCUUUCUAAAUUAUUAUUUUUGGGAAUCAUUACAGCCCAGCAAUUUGGAGUAGAUUUCAUAUAGUGAAAUGACUGCUCUGCAGUAUUAAACAACUGAUUUGUUUUUCCUUGUGUACUGCAUUUGUGGAGAUGAUGCUCUACCUGCAAUGAUAAAGGACUGCCCAUUUUGUUUUCAGAAAAGCACUGUUUGCUAAAUCCUCUUAGCCACCCUCUUCUUCUGCAUCAGCACAAAUGUUAAUAGCACUGGACCGAAAUGGAACUUGCUCCGUCCGGUUACUCCGUCGUUCACCAGCACCGUUGUAUUCUGUCAUAUGAAGCCUGCGCUCUACGGAAAAACAUACUUUAACUUCGGAUAUUUGUCAUGUGAAUUAAAACAGAAUUCAGUAUCGCUCCCAUGUGAUCCAAGCACAGCAAUGAUUAUUUAUAUAUAUUUUAUGUAAGCGGCUGUAUAUAUGGUGUGCUAACCUCUCUUCUACAAAUUGCUAUUAUGUGGAUGACUUAAUGACGGGAUGUUGUUGAACUUGUGUGAAAUGUCAAGACAGACAACGUUGCUUUCACGAAGGAAAGGAGGUGUUUGUCCACCAAAACUAUAAUUCCAGAGGACAUUCGGCAAAGUUUGUAGCGGUUAUUAAUAUUCCUGUUUGCAAAAUCCAUAAAGGCAGGAAGGGUGUGCAUGUCUGCUAUUUCUGUUUAUGUCAAAUCACACAGGGUAAUGUUAUAACUAGACGAAUACAGCUGUAAGGACAGCACACUGCGAUAGCUCCUGUGCAUUUAAUUAUGUGUCCGUAGGGCGCAUCCCAAAUUAUUUUAGCCAGUGUAAUUUUUCAUUUUAAGAGCACCUUCUACGUCACAUUUAAAUACAUAUAAAACACAUGCAUAUGGAUAUAUUCAGUAAUAACGGCAAAAGGUGCCAACAAUGCAUUCAUUGCUUUGCAGAGAUAUUUUUAAACACCCAGAUUUUACUGUUUCCGACACUUAAAGUAAUCAAGACGGCUCAAACCUUGUUUUAUGGCGGAAAACAAUUGGAAAAAAAUACUCUUUCUAUGAAAUAAAUCUAUUUUUAAAGA
Messenger RNA from Conger conger (European conger), 7972 nucleotides. RefSeq names its product shroom family member 3 (gene shroom3). Gene Ontology annotation, biological process: actin filament organization. NCBI's taxonomy places the organism in Eukaryota, Metazoa, Chordata, Actinopteri, Anguilliformes, Congridae. Gene Ontology annotation, cellular component: apical junction complex; adherens junction; apical plasma membrane. Gene Ontology annotation, molecular function: actin filament binding. Bases 711 to 6320 code for a protein of 1869 amino acids. The transcript is spliced from 11 exons. The record is from RefSeq and is a predicted model, not a curated record.